Soboliphyme baturini is the source of this 408-nucleotide messenger RNA. The record is from the annotation of a GenBank genome assembly. Lineage: Eukaryota; Metazoa; Nematoda; Enoplea; Dioctophymatida; Soboliphymatidae.
UAUGACUAUGAAAAAUGCGAGGCGGAUGGGGCCAACAAGAUGAUGGAUGACAUGAUGUCUCGGAUUUCCAAGGGCGAACUGCAAGGUCAAUCUUUCGAAGAAAAUGGAAAAGUUCUUAAGAUCGCAUACGCCGACAGUUUCACUUACAAAGACCCGAUUGAUUCGUCGGUGUCGGCAAAUCAGGGAAUUCGUUUAAUUUUCGACGACUGCUCGAGGAUCGUUUUUCGGCUGAGCGGUACCGGAAGUUCCGGGGCUACAAUUCGAAUGUACAUCGACAGUUACGAAGGCGACAUCGCAAGACACGCGAUCUCGGCACAGGAGUUACUUCAGCCAUUGAUUCGUAUUGCGUUGCGCAUUUCGAAGCUCCAAGAAAACACCGGCCGCGACAAACCGACCGUCAUAACAUAA